This is a messenger RNA of Colletotrichum lupini, 174 nucleotides long. RefSeq lists its product as uncharacterized. The record is from RefSeq and is a predicted model, not a curated record. Bases 1 to 174 code for a protein of 57 amino acids. NCBI's taxonomy places the organism in Eukaryota, Fungi, Ascomycota, Sordariomycetes, Glomerellales, Glomerellaceae. The transcript has 3 exons.
AUGCAACUCUCAGGAUCCAUCAUCCUCACGACACUCCCUAGUCGCGAUUUCGAGCCGACCCUCGUAUCCGAUGUUUCCCCCUCGAUCUCUGUCUUCUCUCCAGUAUAUCUAUUCCAGGUAGUCGAAGUGAUUCUGAGCUUGGGACAGACACUCUUGACAUGCCCCCAACCCUAA